GUAUGGAGCAAUAUUCAGGACUAGUUUGGUGGGAAGACCAGUUGUGAUAUCCACAGAUUCUGAUCUUAAUUACUUCAUUUUCCAACAAGAGGGACGUUUGUUCCAAAGCUGGUAUCCAGAGACCUUCACCGAGAUCUUUGGGAAGCAGAAUGUGGGGUCCUUACAUGGUUUCAUGUACAAGUACCUCAAGAACAUGGUGCUCAAUCUCUUUGGUCCUGAAAGCCUCAAAAAGAUGCUUCCUGAAGUUGAACAAGCGGCAAAUGGAAAAUUACGACAAUGGUCGAACCGGGGUGUGAUCGAAUUGAAAGAAGCAACUGCAAGGAUGAUAUUUGACUUGACAGCUAAGAAACUGAUCAGUUAUGAUCAAGAGAAAUCGUCGGAGAAUCUACGGGAAAAUUUUGUUGCAUUCAUCCAGGGUUUAAUCUCUUUUCCUUUGAACAUUCCUGGAACAGCUUACAACAAAUGUUUAGAGGGUCGAAAAAGGGCAAUGAGAAUGCUGAAGAAGUUGCUACAAGAAAGAAGGGAAAACCCCAAAAAGCAGCAAAGUGAUUUUUUUGACUAUGUCCUUGAAGAACUUCAGAAGGAGGGAACAAUUCUCACUGAGGCAAUUGCUUUGGAUCUAAUGUUUGUUCUUCUCUUUGCCAGCUUUGAAACAACUUCCUUAGCCUUGACUUUAGCCGUUAAGUUUCUCACUGACCAUCCUCUCGUGCUAAAGAAGUUGACG
Morus notabilis is the source of this 724-nucleotide messenger RNA. Its product is annotated as cytochrome P450 87A3-like. The transcript has 3 exons. Gene Ontology annotation, biological process: sterol metabolic process. The record is from RefSeq and is a predicted model, not a curated record. The annotation marks the transcript as partial. Gene Ontology annotation, molecular function: monooxygenase activity; iron ion binding; heme binding. Lineage: Eukaryota; Viridiplantae; Streptophyta; Magnoliopsida; Rosales; Moraceae.